Messenger RNA from Macaca mulatta (Rhesus monkey), 7350 nucleotides. Lineage: Eukaryota; Metazoa; Chordata; Mammalia; Primates; Cercopithecidae. The record is from RefSeq and is a predicted model, not a curated record.
AUGAGUCUCGCUCAGGACAGUCCUCUGGCUACAGUCAACAAGGAUCUAGCUCAGGUCACUCCUUUACCCAUGAGCAACAUGGUUCUACAUCAGGACAGUCAUCAAGCUGUGGCCAACAUGGAGCUAGCUCAGGUCAGUCUUCCAGCCACGGUCAGCAUGGCUCUGGCUCAAGUCAGUCUUCUGGCUAUGGCCGACAGGGCUCUGGAUCUGGCCAGUCUCCUAGUCGUGGCCGACAUGGGUCCGGUUCCGGGCACUCUUCUAGCUACGGCCAACAUGGGUCUGGCUCAGGUCGUUCUUCAAGUCAGUCUUCUGGCUAUGGCCGACAGGGCCUCUGGGAUCUGGCCAGUCUCUAGUCGUCCGCUCCAUGGCACUCUAUCUGAGUCUCCUAGUGCCGACAUGGGUCGUCGGGCUCCAGAGGCCAUGGGAAGUCUCAGUGUGGCCUCAGGUCAGUCUUCCAGCCACGGUCAGCAUGGCUCUGGCUCAAGUCAGUCUUCUGGCUAUGGCCGACAGGGCUCUGGAUCUGGCCAGUCUCCUAGUCGUGGCCGACAUGGGUCCGGCUCCGGGCACUCUUCUAGCUACGGCCAACAUGGGUCUGGCUCAGGUCUUCUUCAAGUCAGUCUUCUGGCUAUGGCGACAGGCUCUGGAUCUGGCCAGUCUCCUAGUCACGGCGACAUGGGUCCGGGCACUCUUCUAGCUACGGCCAACAUGGGUCUGGCUCAGGUCGUUCUUCCAGCCAUGGCCCAUAUGAGUCUGGUUCAGGUCACUCUUCUGGCUUUGGUCAACAUGAGUCUCGCUCAGGACAGUCCUCUGGCUACGGUCAACAAGGAUCUAGCUCGGGUCACUCCUUUACCCAUGGGCAACAUGGUUCUACAUCAGGACAGCCAUCAAGCUGUGGCCAAAAUGGAGCUAGCUCAGUCUCCUAGCCGUGGCCGACAUGGGUCUGGUUCAGGGCAGUCUUCCAGCUACGGCCAGCAUGGGUCAGGCUCAGGACAGUCCUCUGGUUAUAGUCAGCAUGGAAGUGGCUCAGGGCACGCCUCUAGCCAUGGACAACAUGGUUCCACAUCAGGACAGUCCUCAAGCUUCGGCCAGAAGGGAUCUAGCUCAGGGCAGUCUUCCAGCUACGGUCAGCAUGGCUCUGGCUCACAUCAGUCUUCCGGCCAUGGCCGACAUGGGUCUGGAUCUGGCAGGUCUCCUAGCCAGGGCCGAAAUGGGUCCAGUUCGGGGCACUACCCUGGCCACGGCCAACAAGGAUCUGGCUCAGGUUGUUCCUCCAGCCGUGGCCAUUAUGAGUCUGGCUCAGGCCAGUCUUCUGGCUUUGGGCAACAUGAGUCAGGCUCAGCACAGUCCUCUGGCUAUAGUCAGCAUGGUUCUGGCUCAGGUCACUCCUCUAGCCAGGGACGACAUGGAUCUACAUCAGGGCAUUCGUCAAGCUCUGGCCAACAUGGCUCUAGCUCAGGUCACUCUUCCAGCUAUGGUCAGCAUGAGUCUGGCUCCCAUCAGUAUUCGGGUCGCGGCAGACAUGGGUCUGGAUCUGGACAGUCUUCAGGCCGUGGCCGACGUGGGUCUGGGUCAGGGCAGUCUCCCAGCUACGGCCAACAUGGGUCUGGCUCAGGUCGUUCUUCCAGCCAUGGCUCAUAUGAGUCUGGUUCAGGUCACUCUUCUGGCUUAGGUCAACAUGAGUCUCGCUCAGGACAGUCCUCUGGCUACAGUCAACAUGGAUCUAGCUCGGGUCACUCCUUUACCCAUGAGCAACAUGGUUCUACAUCAGGACAGUCAUCAAGCUGUGGCCAACAUGGAGCUAGCUCAGGUCAGUCUUCCAGCCACGGUCAGCAUGGCUCUGGCUCAAGUCAGUCUUCUGGCUAUGGCCGACAGGGCUCUGGAUCUGGCCAGUCCCCUAGUCGUGGCCGACAUGGGUCCGGUUCCGGGCACUCUUCUAGCUACGGCCAACAUGGGUCUGGCUCAGGUCGUUCUUCCAGCCAUGGCUCAUAUGAGUCUGGUUCAGGUCACUCUUCUGGCUUAGGUCAACAUGAGUCUCGCUCAGGACAGUCCUCUGGCUACAGUCAACAUGGAUCUAGCUCGGGUCACUCCUUUACCCAUGAGCAACAUGGUUCUACAUCAGGACAGUCAUCAAGCUGUGGCCAACAUGGAGCUAGCUCAGGUCAGUCUUCCAGCCACGGUCAGCAUGGCUCUGGCUCAAGUCAGUCUUCUGGCUAUGGCCGACAGGGCUCUGGAUCUGGCCAGUCUCCUAGUCGUGGCCGACAUGGGUCCGGUUCCGGGCACUCUUCUAGCUACGGCCAACAUGGGGCUGGAUCUGGCCAGUCUCCUAGCCGUGGCCGACAUGGGUCUGGUUCAGGGCAGUCUUCCAGCUACGGCCAGCAUGGGUCAGGCUCAGGACCCUCUGGUUAUAGUCAGCAUGGAAGUGGCUCAGGGCACGCCUCUAGCCAUGGACAACAUGGUUCCACAUCAGGACAGUCCUCAAGCUUCAGCCAGAAGGGAUCUAGCUCAGGGCAGUCUUCCAGCUACGGUCAGCAUGGCUCUGGCUCACAUCAGUCUUCCGGCCAUGGCCGACAUGGGUCUGGAUCUGGCAGGUCUCCUAGCCAGGGCCGAAAUGGGUCCAGUUCGGGGCACUACCCUGGCCACGGCCAACAAGGAUCUGGCUCAGGUUGUUCCUCCAGCCGUGGCCAUUAUGAGUCUGGCUCAGGCCAGUCUUCUGGCUUUGGGCAACAUGAGUCAGGCUCAGCACAGUCCUCUGGCUAUAGUCAGCAUGGUUCUGGCUCAGGUCACUCCUCUAGCCAGGGACGACAUGGAUCUACAUCAGGGCAUUCGUCAAGCUCUGGCCAACAUGGCUCCAGCUCAGGGCAGUCUCCCAGCUACGGCCAACAUGGGUCUGGCUCAGGUCGUUCUUCAAGUCAGUCUUCUGGCUAUGGCCGACAGGGCUCUGGAUCUGGCCAGUCUCCUAGUCACGGCCGACAUGGGUCCGGUUCCGGGCACUCUUCUAGCUACGGCCAACAUGGGUCUGGCUCAGGUCGUUCUUCCAGCCAUGGCUCAUAUGAGUCUGGUUCAGGUCACUCUUCUGGCUUUGGUCAACAUGAGUCUCGCUCAGGACAGUCCUCUGGCUACAGUCAACAAGGAUCUAGCUCGGGUCACUCCUUUACCCAUGAGCAACAUGGUUCUACAUCAGGACAGUCAUCAAGCUGUGGCCAAAAUGGAGCUAGCUCAGGUCAGUCUUCCAGCCACGGUCAGCAUGGCUCUGGCUCAAGUCAGUCUUCUGGCUAUGGCCGACAGGGCUCUGGAUCUGGCCAGUCUCCGUCUCCUAGUCGCGGCCGACAUGGGUCCGGUUCCGGGCACUCUUCUAGCUACGGCCAACAUGGGUCUGGCUCAGGUCGUUCUUCCAGCCAUGGCCCAUAUGAGUCUGGUUCAGGUCACUCUCCUGGCUUUGGUCAACAUGAGUCCGGCUCAGGACAGUCCUCUGGAUACAGUCACCAUGGAAGUGGCUCAGGGCACUCCUCUAGCCAAGGACAGCAUGGUUCUACAUCACGACACUCAUUAAGCUUUGGCCAGGAGGGAUCUAGCACAGGCCAGUCUUCCAGCUACAGCCACCAGAGCUCUGGCUCCAGUCAGUCUUCUGGCUAUGGCCGACAUGGGGCUGGAUCUGGCCAGUCUCCUAGCCGUGGCCGACAUGGGUCUGGUUCAGGGCAGUCUUCCAGCUACGGCCAGCAUGGGUCAGGCUCAGGACAGUCCUCUGGUUAUAGUCAGCAUGGAAGUGGCUCAGGGCACGCCUCUAGCCAUGGACAACAUGGUUCCACAUCAGGACAGUCCUCAAGCUUCGGCCAGAAGGGAUCUAGCUCAGGGCAGUCUUCCAGCUACGGUCAGCAUGGCUCUGGCUCACAUCAGUCUUCCGGCCAUGGCCGACAUGGGUCUGGAUCUGGCAGGUCUCCUAGCCAGGGCCGAAAUGGGUCCAGUUCGGGGCACUACCCUGGCCACGGCCAACAAGGAUCUGGCUCAGGUUGUUCCUCCAGCCGUGGCCAUUAUGAGUCUGGCUCAGGCCAGUCUUCUGGCUUUGGGCAACAUGAGUCAGGCUCAGCACAGUCCUCUGGCUAUAGUCAGCAUGGUUCUGGCUCAGGUCACUCCUCUAGCCAGGGACGACAUGGAUCUACAUCAGGGCAUUCGUCAAGCUCUGGCCAACAUGGCUCUAGCUCAGGGCAGUCUCCCAGCUACGGCCAACAUGGGUCUGGCUCAGGUCGUUCAAGUCAGUCUUCUGGCUAUGGCCGACAGGGCUCUGGAUCUGGCCAGUCUCCUAGUCACGGCCGACAUGGGUCCGGUUCCGGGCACUCUUCUAGCUACGGCCAACAUGGGUCUGGCUCAGGUCGUUCUUCCAGCCAUGGCUCAUAUGAGUCUGGUUCAGGUCACUCUUCUGGCUUUGGUCAACAUGAGUCUCGCUCAGGACAGUCCUCUGGCUACAGUCCAGGAUCUAGCUCGGGUCACUCCUUUACCCAUGAGCAACAUGGUUCUACAUCAGGACAGUCAUCAAGCUGUGGCCAACAUGGAGCUAGCUCAGGUCAGUCUUCCAGCCACGGUCAGCAUGGCUCUGGCUCAAGUCAGUCUUCUGGCUAUGGCCGACAGGGCUCUGGAUCUGGCCAGUCCCUAUCUCCUAGUCGUGGCCGACAUGGGUCCGGUUCCGGGCACUCUUCUAGCUACGGCCAACAUGGGUCUGGCUCAGGUCGUUCUUCCAGCCAUGGCUCAUAUGAGUCUGGUUCAGGUCACUCUUCUGGCUUUGGUCAACAUGAGUCUCGCUCAGGACAGUCCUCUGGUUAUAGUCAGCAUGGAAGUGGCUCAGGGCACGCCUCUAGCCAUGGACAACAUGGUUCCACAUCAGGACAGUCCUCAAUUCGCCAGAAGGGAUCUAGCUCAGGGCAGUCUUCCAGCUACGGUCAGCAUGGCUCUGGCUCACAUCAGUCUUCCGGCCAUGGCCGACAUGGGUCUGGAUCUGGCAGGUCUCCUAGCCAGGGCCGAAAUGGGUCCAGUUCGGGGCACUACCCUGCAGGCCAACAAGGAUCUGGCUCAGGUUGUUCCUCCAGCCGUGGCCAUUAUGAGUCUGGCUCAGGCCAGUCUUCUGGCUUUGGGCAACAUGAGUCAGGCUCAGCACAGUCCUCUGGCUAUAGUCAGCAUGGUUCUGGCUCAGGUCACUCUUCCAGCUAUGGUCAACAUGGGUCUGGAUCUGGACAGUCUUCAGGCCGUGGCCGACGUGGGUCUGGGUCAGGGCAGUCUCCCAGCUACGGCCAACAUGGGUCUGGCUCAGGUCGUUCUUCAAGUCAGUCUUCUGGCUAUGGCCGACAGGGCUCUGGAUCUGGCAGCUCCUAGUCCGGCCGACAUGGGUCCGGUUCCGGGCACUCUUCUAGCUACGGCCAACAUGGGUCUGGCUCAGGUCGUUCUUCCAGCCAUGGCUCAUAUGAGUCUGGUUCAGGUCACUCUUCUGGCUUUGGUCAACAUGAGUCUCGCUCAGGACAGUCCUCUGGCUACAGUCAACAAGAUCUAGCUCGGUCACUCCUUACCCAUGAGCAACAUGGUUCUACAUCAGGACAGUCAUCAAGCUGUGGCCAACAUGGAGCUAGCUCAGGUCAGUCUUCCAGCCACGGUCAGCAUGGCUCUGGCUCAAGUCAGUCUUCUGGCUAUGGCCGACAGGGCUCUGGAUCUGGCCAGUCUCCUAGUCGUGGCCGACAUGGGUCCGGUUCCGGGCACUCUUCUAGCUACGGCCAACAUGGGUCUGGCUCAGGUCGUUCUUCCAGCCAUGGCUCAUAUGAGUCUGGUUCAGGUCACUCUUCUGGCCUAGGUCAACAUGAGUCUCGCUCAGGACAGUCCUCUGGCUACAGUCAACAAGGAUCUAGCUCGGGUCACUCCUUUACCCAUGAGCAACAUGGUUCUACAUCAGGACAGUCAUCAAGCUGUGGCCAACAUGGAGCUAGCUCAGGUCAGUCUUCCAGCCACGGUCAGCAUGGCUCUGGCUCAAGUCAGUCUUUUGGCUAUGGCCGACAGGGCUCUGGAUCUUGCCAGUCUCCUAGUCACGGCCGACAUGGGUCCAGUUCCGGGCACUCUUCUAGCUACGGCCAACAUGGGUCUGGCUCAGGUCGUUCUUCCAGCCGUGGCCCAUGUGAAUCUGGUUCAGGUCACUCUUCUGGCUUUGGUCAACAUGAGUCUGGCUCAGGACAGUCCUCUGGUUAUAGUCAGCAUGGAAGUGGCUCAGGGCACACCUCUAGCCAUGGACAACAUGGUUCCACAUCAGGACAGUCCUCAAGCUUCGGCCAGAAGGGAUCUAGCUCAGGGCAGUCUUCCAGCUACGGUCAGCAUGGCUCUGGCUCACAUCAGUCUUCCGGCCAUGGCCGACAUGGGUCUGGAUCUGGCAGGUCUCCUAGCCAGGGCCGAAAUGGGUCCAGUUCGGGGCACUACCCCGGCCACGGCCAACAAGGAUCUGGCUCAGGUUGUUCCUCCAGCCGUGGCCAUUAUGAGUCUGGCUCAGGCCAGUCUUCUGGCUUUGGGCAACAUGAGUCAGGCUCAGCACAGUCCUCUGGCUAUAGUCAGCAUGGUUCUGGCUCACAUCACUCCUCUAGCCAGGGACGACAUGGAUCUACAUCAGGGCAUUCGUCAAGCUCUGGCCAACAUGGCUCUAGCUCAGGUCAGUCUUCCAGCUAUGGUCAGCAUGAGUCUGGCUCCCAUCAUCAGUCUUCUGGCUAUGGCCGACAGGGCUCUGGAUCUGGCCAGUCUCCUAGUUGCAGCCGACAUGGGUCCGGUUCCGGGCACUCUUCUAGCUACGGCCAACAUGGGUCUGGCUCAGGUCGUUCUUCCAGCCAUGGCCCAUAUGAGUCUGGUUCAGGUCACUCUUCUGGCUUAGGUCAACAUGAGUCUGGCUCAGGACAGUCCGCUGGUUACAGUCAGCAUGGAAGUGGCUCAGGGCACUCCUCUAGCCAUGGACAGCAUGGUUCUACACCAGGACAGUCAUCAAACUUUGGUCCGGAGGGAUCUUGCACUGGCCAGUCUUCCAGCUAUGGCCACCAUGGCUCUGGCUCCAGUCAGUCUUCCGGCUAUGGCCGACACGUGGCUGGAUCUGGUCAGUCUCCUAGCCGCAGCCGACAUGUGCCUGGUUCAGGGCAGUCUUCUAGCUGUGGCCAAUAUGGGUCUGGCUCAGGACAGUCCUCUGGUUAUAGUCAGCAUGGAAGUGGCUCAGGGGCAGGUGGGUAUUCUUAUUGCAAAGGAGGAAGUAACUAUGAAGGUGAAAGUUCUUGCUCAGAUUUUCUCAGUUUUCAUAGUAGGACUUCACCCUAUGAAUAUAUCCAAAAGCAGAGGUGCUACUUUUAG